UGUUUUGGAGGAAGUGAGAGGAGAAAAGAGAAAGAGAAACAUACCGCACAGAAGAAGACCCUGCGGAUAGCGCAGAGAAACGGUUCAUAUUCACUUUUUUUACUGCGGAAACACGGCAGCACAAUCCAUUUGCGGUCGAGAAAAGAAGAAGGCAGAAAAGAAACGCAGUGUACACUGCUAGCUGUCUAGCUAUCGGUCCGCCGUGCAAGGCAGGAAAAAAUUGAAUUUAUCAUUUCUGUACUUUCUACGAUAAAUAAUCAAACGGUGCUGAGACAGUGACUGAAGAUUACAGAUAUAAUUGCCGUUUACACUGAAACAUUCUUCCAGAACUGCUGGAAUUGUAAGCCGUGAAGAGAUGACGUCCAGGAAGAAAGUGCUGCUCAAAGUCAUCAUCCUAGGAGACUCGGGAGUUGGGAAGACUUCUCUGAUGAACCAGUAUGUGAAUAAAAAGUUUAGUAACCAGUACAAAGCCACAAUAGGAGCCGAUUUCCUGACGAAAGAGGUGAUGGUGGACGACAGACUCGUAACGAUGCAGAUCUGGGACACAGCUGGACAGGAGCGUUUCCAGUCCUUGGGUGUGGCGUUCUACCGAGGGGCAGACUGCUGCGUGCUUGUAUUCGACGUGACUGCACCUAACACUUUCAAGACCCUGGACAGUUGGAGGGAUGAGUUCCUGAUCCAAGCCAGCCCCCGUGACCCAGAGAACUUCCCCUUUGUGGUGCUCGGCAACAAGAUUGACCUGGAGAACAGACAGGUGACGACCAAGCGAGCGCAGGCUUGGUGUCAGAGCAAGAACAACAUCCCGUACUUCGAGACCAGCGCCAAGGAGGCCAUCAAUGUGGAGCAGGCCUUCCAGACCAUCGCCCGCAAUGCUCUGAAGCAGGAGACGGAGGUGGAGCUGUACAACGAAUUCCCGGAGCCCAUCAAACUGGACAGAAACGAGCGAGCUAAGCCGUCAGCAGAGACCUGCAGUUGCUGAAGGGCCAGGACCCCCAGGGACCCCCUCUGUCCUUUCUGAUCCUAUCUGGCCUUCUGAAAACUCCCCGUCCCCUGCCCAAAGCAUCACUGGCCUUCACAAGUACUUUAUUGUGGUAGUAGUGAGAGCAAGCUUCUUCUCACAAGACACACCCCACCACACACACACACAUUUGCAAGAAUGCAUAUGCGCAUACACACACAUGCAAGCAUGCAUGUACACAGACCUGUUAUAGUACAUGAAUUCAAAGCCCAAAAAGCACUAGGAAAGGAAUCACAGAAUGUACUCCUGACAGUUUUUAAAAUAAUAUUUCUCCCUUUAACAUCACAGAGCUUCACCCCUCCCCGCAUUCACCUUCAAGUACCUUGUAGGAUUUAAACUCCAUCCUCCCUUCACAUAAACCCAUGCACACACACAUGCACACACACACGCACCCCUCCCCCUUGUAACAAUUAGUGAGGCUUCUAGGUUUCAUCGUUCACUUCCAGUGUAAAAGUGUUUGUUAAGGCUGAUGAGUUACUGAUAUCAUUGUGCAAAAGGAGCUUGUGUGGGCUUCAGUUUACGUUACUCCAAUUUACAAGAUCAUUUGUAAAUUUACUUGAUGGUUCCGAAAAAUGAAUAAUUGCACUUGUCUGUUUUAACUAGCUUGAGUAAAAUUACAAGCCAAUCAUGAGAGUAUUGAUAAAUUUUCUUUGCACUUUGUUAUCUCGUACAUUUAUUUAAAAUCCUUUAAAAGAAAAACCCUUGUUUUGGGAACUGCAACUGAACUUCCACAUGAAUUCAAUGCUUCACCAGCUCUGCACAGCUCCACACUGCCCUCUACCAGCCAGUGUGAGAGCUACAGCCAGGAUCACCACUCCUCCUCCUCGUCCUUCCCUCCCCUCAACCUUCCUCCAGCAGCAGAUGAUGGAGACCCGUCUCCAGCACACCAAAGUGUCCUCACCUCCUCUAGCUGUCAUUCUGCUGAUAAACCUGGAACCGAAGGGAAAUUAAUGAAACGCAGAUGAAAACAAUAAUAGGAUAAGUGGGGCGGGGAAACUGAAGAGCAAUGUUCUGAUUGUUCAUAGAAUUAUUAAUACUACUUACCACUACUGCUGUUGCUAGUACUACUCUGUCUUGUUUGUUC
Messenger RNA from Megalops cyprinoides (Indo-Pacific tarpon), 2102 nucleotides. RefSeq names its product RAB7a, member RAS oncogene family (gene rab7a). The coding region runs from base 356 to 979 and encodes 207 amino acids. Lineage: Eukaryota; Metazoa; Chordata; Actinopteri; Elopiformes; Megalopidae. The record is from RefSeq and is a predicted model, not a curated record. Gene Ontology annotation, molecular function: GTPase activity; GTP binding. Gene Ontology annotation, cellular component: phagocytic vesicle; late endosome; lysosome. Gene Ontology annotation, biological process: endosome to lysosome transport; phagosome-lysosome fusion. The transcript has 6 exons.